Caenorhabditis bovis is the source of this 222-nucleotide messenger RNA. The record is from the annotation of a GenBank genome assembly. NCBI's taxonomy places the organism in Eukaryota, Metazoa, Nematoda, Chromadorea, Rhabditida, Rhabditidae.
AUGUCGCUGCUGCUAAUAAUCGCCCUCCUGUUGGCUAGCGCAUGUUCCAGCUAUCCGGUGUACGAUGUCGUCGAGAAGCCGUCGCACUCGCAGCAUCAUCACCAUCAUAAGCACCACAUUCGGCAUAAGCAUCGUCGGCGAAGUCUCGCUUCCGAUGAGGACACGAAGACGCAAAGGAACAAGCAGAUAAUGCUCACCAAGCCCUAUUGGCCGUGGCCGUAG